Molecule: messenger RNA, 4332 nt
Organism: Teleopsis dalmanni
Lineage: Eukaryota; Metazoa; Arthropoda; Insecta; Diptera; Diopsidae
Exons: 3
Coding region: 296-4240 (1314 amino acids)
Source: RefSeq, a predicted model, not a curated record
UUUACAGCCGAGAUUGUGGACAGCUUAGCUUUAGUUUGUCUUGGUAUGGUUUCAAAGGCUGUCGUAAUCCAACUGAAAUGGCAUCAUAAAAACCGCCGCUAAUAGGUUUUCGGAAUAAUAAACGUUGCCGGCAUGUUUGAGAAGCAAAAAAAGCAUACUUGAAACGCUUUAAUAUAUGACAAUCAACAGAAAGAGUACUCAAUGCAAGUCAACAUUUCAAACGGUGUAAAACUUUUUCCAGUACCCCCUCUAUCUCCCUUACACUUUACUGCUUUUCCGGGCAAUUGUUUGAAAAAUGUCAGAUACAGUUAGAAAUGAUAUAAGCACAGAAUCCAUCUGCACUGUUAUUGAAAAUAGCAUUGAGAGUAGCAUUGAUAAUAAGUUAGCGAAUCAAAAAUUGAAAAUUGAGAAUGAAUUAAAUGGUACAAGCGAUUGCGCAAAAGAUAUACAAACGUCAGAAGCCAAAAAGGACAACCAUACAAACGGUUUCAAUACCGAAGACUCUAGUGACCACUGUAACGAGUCUGCUGUAAGUAAUUGUGACACUUCGACAGAUCAGUCGACUUUGAGUAAGACACGGGACAUAAACUCAAAAGCACGCUCCAAGCUAAAGAAAUCUGUUUCUUUUGAUCCUGCUGAUGAGAAAAUUAAAAAGUUUAUAGCCGGAGAUCCAAUCGUUGAUCAACAGAAUCCUUUUAAAAAUCAUUUCAACACUAAUGGUUCCUUAAAAAAAAAAAAAGUACCACCACCAGUGCCAACAAAGCGUUCCACACUUAGUAUACGAAAAACUGUAACACAACAAUUACGUGAGAGAGAACGUGAAAAGGAGAAAGAACGUGAACGACUUAAAAACGAAACCAAUAAUCGCAAAUCUAGCACAAACAAUCAGAACGGUACUUUAUCUUCACCGGAUGAAUUUGUAACAACUGAAGAGGUGCUCAGACAAUCAAAAUAUGUUAAGACAUAUAUAAAAAACCCUGAUCCAUAUUUUGUGUAUGAUCCUACAGUAUUAGCCCGCAUUAAGUUUGAAGAAUUACGUGAGCUUUCUGAGAAGAAGCCACCUAAGAAGCUCAAGUUAACAACACAAACGAGAGAACGCCUUAAGGACUUAAAAAAUAAACAACCAAUAGAUACGAAGCCAUCGAGUCUUUUGCCUUUCAAAAAGUGUUCAAAACCAAAUUAUCCCGAACUCUCAGAUAUUAAAGUAAAAGUUGGCACCGAACCAGACGGGAACUACUUCAAUCCAGCGGAAGUAACAAAGAAUGCUAAAAAAUUUGAUGAACGUGUCAAAAAGUUGCACAUAAGCUCGGAUGAUGAUUUAGAUGAAAUCGACGAGCCUUUAACUAAAAGCGAGUCAAGUGACGAAGUUGUUAUUAAUGGUAGUGACAAACAUCAGGAUUCAAUUGAUACAAUUAAUGAAAUAGCAUCAGAAAGAAACGCAAUGAAUGCUGAGAGCUCUAGCAGACAACCAGCCGAUGGCACUUUCACCAACACCAUAAGUUCAAAAGAAUUUCAGAAUUAUCUUGAUAAGAAGGGUCUUACACUUAUUCCUAGAAAAGUACCUAAUGGCGCUCAACCACUUUAUGGUGACCAACAGUAUAAAUCCGGUAAUCACAUAACAUUUAAAGCACCAGAACGCGUGCAAAUUUCGUUGGAUACUGUGGACUUAGCAAAGAAUUCCAAAAAGCCUUCAGUAUUUCAACGUUUGUUGUCCAAUAGCAUAUUUGCGUCAAGGCGUAAAACAACACCCAAAGAAACAGUUCCUAACCCAAGACGUUUAUAUGAUGCUUAUGAUCGACCAAAAGAAAAUGGCAAUGUAAGAAAUGCACAACCCAUUAAGCGUGUAGUACUGGAACGACAGAGUUUUCAUGGACGACCACGUGUAGGUAAUCUCCUAAGUGCCUCAGAAACGAAUGAGCUUAAACAGCAAACGGAGCGAAUGCGAAAAAGUUUUGCAAGUGGCGAUGAUUUAUCACUUUCCAUAUCAAGUGCUUUAACUAAUGCUGAAUAUGCUAAUGAACCAGACUCAAGAUCAUUUAGUCCUUUACAAGUCUUGGAAGCACAGCAUAAACCUGAAAUACUAGCUAAACCAAUUGUAAAACCGCCAAGACGUACAUUGUCCAGAGAUCGUUUGAGCAACAUGCAGUCCUUAAAACAACCUGAACUUCAAAAUUCUACGAAACUGAAAUCAAAGACGCCGCAAGGUCAAGUUGGAUACCACAACUCCUUGUCCUUGCCCAAAGCUGUGUCAACGUCAUUUGAAAAGCCAUCAAAUGCAGAUGGGCAACAUUUCAGACGUACUAUGGAACGUCAAAGUCUUAUACCAAAACGAUCUACACAGCUUAAUGAUAAGCAACAACUUUUUGGGCGUUCGUCUUCAAUGGAUCGCAAUGAAAUUUUAAAACGCAGCACAAAUCGUGGCUUGCAAAACAGAUCAAAAAGUGCAAAUGAAACUAGAGCAUCAAAAGUGUUAACAUCGUCUGGUGACAAUUUACUGGCAGAAUUUAGUUCGCCUAAUGGUCCAACAUUGACUUCAACUCCUAUAAGAGCUGUUCGCACUUCUAAUAGUAACAUAAAUGUAAAUCCUCUACCUACAAAAAAUAGCAUUCGACCGCAAAAUGGUGUUUAUGUAGAUCAAAGUGAGUGGGAGAAACUAAGGGCUAUAAAGGAACAAAUGGAUCGAGAACUUUAUAACAGAGUACUACAACAGCAACAGCAACAGCAUCAACAACAACUGCAAGUACAACAGCAACUGCAACAAUGCUCCGAUGUGGAAAAUAUUUAUGAACGACUUCCAUCUAAAGAAGUGUUGGUUCCUCCAUCCAUUCAAGCAUCCAAUUACCAACAAUCUCAACAUGAUAGUAAUUUUGUACGUAGUUCUCCACAGCGCAACACCUUUUCUGGUGUGAUUCGUAAUCGACAAACUAAAAUUAUAGAUGGUAGAACCAUUUUCACACCAGACCAAAAACAAGUUUUACAACCCGUUGCACUAAAUGGAAAUCCAUUACCCGAAACAACACCACGCAGUCAAAGCGUAUUAGAUGGCAUGAUACAAGGAUCGCGAAGUGGUUUUAGACGUGGCUAUGAAAGUGAUACAGACACAUCAGUAAUAUUAAGACGCAAAAAUAUGCCUGAAAACAUAGCACCCCCAAGACGUAUUGGUGGAAUUUUAACCAGAGAGGAAAUAUUACAGAAGGUUAAGGAAUUUUGUCGUAAAUCUUUAAAUAAAACUCCUACAAAUCAAUCUCAAAUACAAACUAUAUACGAAAAACAGCCGCUUGGUAUCGACCUUUCUCCUGUGUCUUAUGCAUCCGUAGAAACCCAUCAAAGACCUGGCUCGCGAAUGUAUGCAGCACCACAGGUUCCGCAACGGAUGCAAAGUUUACCACAGCAAUUUAUACCCAUCACACGUGAGGUGUUAACUGAAGAAAAUGCUACGAAUUCUCCAAUCUAUGCACAUGUCAUAAAACGUAGCAGUUUACAGUCCAAUCAUUCCGAAUUGUACGACAGUCCACAGCGACCAUAUUUAAUUCGGCGAGAAAGCGAUACGCAACCAUUUUAUGUGCGCAGAGGAACUUUGCAACGAACGGAAAACAAUUUGAUGCCAACGCAGUAUGUUAUUGUAGACAACGAAAAGAUAUCAUCUAAUCAAUUGCUUAGUUAUUACAGUGCGGAUUACUAUGCACAGCCACAGUAUGUGAGACCGAAUCAGUUGCAGCAAAUACCUGGUUCAUAUGGUUACAUUACGGUGCAAGAACCCGUUACACAUCAAUUACGUCCCCGUUUGCAGGAUGGUCGCAGUACUCCUUUAAUACUUGAUCGCUCAAGUCAACAAGCGAGUCAAAGCCAAAUAUAUUGGACACCACAACAUCAACGACUACAGCAGCAUGCCGAACUAUUACCAGUACAGAUUAGUCCGCGUUACAUGCCCAAGCAGCAGUCGUAUUUGGUGCCUGUGGCAGUACCUGCCAAAAGACCAGACGAAAUAUUGCGUGCGAAACAGUUAAAUGGAACUUCAAACACAAACAUUCCUGCAAUUCAACAAUUUACUCCAAUAAUACACAACAGUACACCCACCACACUGGCACAACAAUCAGUUAUGCAUGCACGACAAACAUCCCUUCCAGUUGCUCAACCAUUGCAUAAUGUAAACAAUUCCUAUGAAUGGGAGAGUGGUUCAGAAGCAGGUGAGGUGCAGAGUAUUUUGGAACGACAGAAAAAUAGUGAUAUAAAGUGUUAGAUACAGUAUGAGUAACGAAGAAGCAAGCCCCUCAAAAAACUACCCACCCACACCCAGUAGUAAUGAUGAAGCGAUUACGACGAGUUCCGAAU